AUGGCGAACAAGCUAAUCAGCGAGAUGGGGCUCCCCAAAUCGAUAGCUAACGUAUUUUCUGCUCGGAAUAUCCUCACCGCCAAGGAUGCAUCGUCACUAAGUGAGUUUGAGUUAAUGGAGUUGAUGGAUGUUGGAUUGGAAGAGGUUAUGGCGGCAGUCUUACGCAUUAGUGAAAUUUCAUGUCCACCUUAUCAAACUGCUUUGUCGUUGCUGGAGCAGCGAAACCACAAUGAGUACCUAGCAGGUCAUCUCCCCACUGGCUUAAUAGGUCUUGAUGAAGCUCUGUGUGGUGGAAUACCAUUUGGCGUUGUGACUGAGUUUGUUGGUCCUUCAGGGAUAGGGAAAACACGAUUCUGCCUGAAGCUUGCUUUGCUUGCAUCACUGCCUACUUCUCAUGGAGGGUUAGGUGGCCGAGUAAUAUAUAUUGAUGUGGAAUCCAAAUUUAGUUCAAGAAGGCAUGGCUCAACAGGAAGAAUUCUGGUUCUGCAGCCAGCAUCAUUAUCUGAAUUCACCGAAAGCUUGCAGAAAUUAAAGGUUUCUCUCCUCCAGCAUGAUGUAAAGCUGCUUAUCAUUGACAGCAUGACAGCACUCCCUUCUGGGGAAUAUGGCCAGGGACCCCCUAAACUAGGUUGGCACAUCUCUUUUAUCAAGUCCUUAGCAGAAUGUUGUCGGAUUCCUGUGGUGGUGACCAAUCAAGUAAGAUCUCAAGUUCGUGAUGAAGCCUCCCGAUAUGUAUUCCAAGGGCACGUCAGAGCCGACACUUUAGAAGACACUUCAAAAGUUGAAUAUCAUCUUGUUGCUGCUCUGGGAAUUCACUGGGCUCAUGCAGUUAGCAUACAUUUAGUUCUAGAAUCUAGAUCAGGAAAAAGGCUUAUAAAGAUAGCAAAAUCUUCUAUAUCUCCAUCUCUGGGGUUUUUCUUCAGAAUAGAUGCAUCUGGGAUCUCGUUUCUUAACAAUGAAGGAGAGGAAAUGACUGGUCCGGAAGCAAACUCUAUUCAUUGCCAAGGCCAGAGUGGUAUAAUCAACUAUGGUCAUGAAGCACUGCAAUAAGAAACCUAGUAUUAUAGAUGAUAAGAGCGAGGUGCAGUCAACUAUUUGGCCUCAGUAUUGCUUGUGAUCCCAUAAUUGUUGCUUCUGUCUCUCCUCAUGGAUAUCAUUAUGCAAGAAGAGACCAGCCAUACGAUGUGGAUGACUUAAUGCUGAAAUGCAUGAUUCUCCUCGUGCAAAGUAUUGACCAACUCUAGAACAGACAUGUUGAAGGCAAUAUGAUGCACAUCUGACUCGUAGAAGUUUUCAAGUGUAACUUAGAAUUUACAUUUGUUUGAGUUGCAAAAUAUGUGAUGUAGACAAACCAUUCUAAUAUAAUCUGUACUCUGAAUGAUUCAGAUCUCUAAA
Salvia splendens (bonfire salvia) is the source of this 1395-nucleotide messenger RNA. RefSeq names its product DNA repair protein RAD51 homolog 2. The transcript has 13 exons. Bases 1 to 1050 code for a protein of 349 amino acids. Gene Ontology annotation, cellular component: Rad51B-Rad51C-Rad51D-XRCC2 complex; replication fork. The record is from RefSeq and is a predicted model, not a curated record. Lineage: Eukaryota; Viridiplantae; Streptophyta; Magnoliopsida; Lamiales; Lamiaceae. Gene Ontology annotation, biological process: double-strand break repair via homologous recombination. Gene Ontology annotation, molecular function: double-stranded DNA binding; ATP binding; ATP hydrolysis activity.